AUGUCUUUCUCAGUAAGAUGUCUUCGGCCCUUCACAACUCGGCCCAUAUCUCAUCUCCAUCUUAAACCCUCAAUCUUUGUAUCUACAAUCCGCCGGCGCAAUGCAUCGUCCAAACACCCCGUUGGUUUCGAGCCACCAAACUCCGCCGAUCUGAUCGAGCUCCGCGAACGAGUUCAAGAAUUUACAAGACGAGAAAUACCCGAAACACUCGCUUCUGAAACAGACAAAUCGAAUGCAUUCCCCAAUGACAUGUGGAAAAAGUUCGGCGAUGCAGGGUUUCUCGGUAUAACCGCUUCUGAAGAUGUGGGUGGACUUGCUAUGGGAUAUCAAGCGCAUUGUAUUGUCAUGGAGGAGAUAUCUCGUGCCUCGGGUAGUAUUGGUUUGAGUUAUGCUGCACAUUCGCAAUUGUGUGUGAAUCAAUUCCAGUUGAAUGGGAAUCAGCAACAGAAAUUGAAGUAUAUGCCGGGGCUGAUUGAUGGGAGUAAAGUUGGGGCGUUGGCUAUGAGUGAGAGUGGCGCCGGGAGUGAUGUGGUUAGUAUGAGGACUACGGCGAAGAAGGUUGAUGGGGGAUAUGUAUUAAAUGGAACGAAGAUGUGGAUCACCAACGGGCCGGACGCAGAUGUUGUCGUGGUUUAUGCGAAGACAGAGCCUGAAAAGGGUUCGAAGGGGAUUACGGCGUUUAUAGUCGAUAAAGAAUCUAAGGGAUUCAGCUGUGCGAGGAAACUGGAUAAGAUGGGGAUGAGAGGGAGUAAUACUGGAGAAUUGGUUUUUGAGGGGGUUUUUGUGCCCGAAGAGAAUAUCUUGGGAGAGGUGAAUAAGGGGGUCAAGGUACUUAUGGAAGGACUUGACAUUGAGAGAUUAGUGUUGAGUGCCGGACCGUUGGGUAUCAUGCAAGCUGCCUUGGAUGUGGCACUUCCAUUCACACAUCAGCGCAAGCAGUUCGGUCAACCAAUUGCACAUAACCAGCUUGUUCAAGGAAAGCUCGCAGAUAUGUAUACAAAGUUGCAAGCAUCAAGAGCUUAUACAUAUGAUACAGCACGGACUGUUGAUGAAACAGGCAAUAUCAGAACACAAGAUUGUGCUGGAGCAAUUAUGUAUGCGGCUGAGCGGGCCACAGAAGUCGCGCUAGAUUGUAUACAAUUGUUAGGGGGAAUGGGUUAUGUGGAAGAAAUGCCAGCUUCGAGAUUAUUGCGGGAUGCAAAGCUCUACGAAAUUGGUGCUGGAACCACUGAAGUCAGGAAAGUGGUUAUAGGAAGAGCUUUCAACAAAGAGUAUAGUGGCUUCAGUGCUUGA
This is a messenger RNA of Sclerotinia borealis F-4128, 1293 nucleotides long. The record is from the annotation of a GenBank genome assembly. Lineage: Eukaryota; Fungi; Ascomycota; Leotiomycetes; Helotiales; Sclerotiniaceae.